Astrephomene gubernaculifera is the source of this 3960-nucleotide messenger RNA. NCBI's taxonomy places the organism in Eukaryota, Viridiplantae, Chlorophyta, Chlorophyceae, Chlamydomonadales, Astrephomenaceae. The record is from the annotation of a GenBank genome assembly.
CUGUACAUCUUACAUGUGCAUAUUUAGAAAUUCUGGUGUUACCAGGUGAUACCUAGCUGCGUAGUUACUUCACAUAGUCCGUCAACCUCCGCCGUUACGGCCAAACGAUUUUAUCGCUAUGAAGCUAUUGGGAGGAUUAGUUGCUUCCGGCAUCGGUGCGAUCUUGGGCGCGCUAAUUUCCAUGCGUUGCCGGCAAUGCCAGACAGCUUGCACUGCAAAGCCUAAGGAGGACCCUGCUCCUAAAGGACACACUUAUCAGUACCCGCGACCAGCACUUACGGUUGAUACGAUCAUUGUUGCGCGGCCUACUGAGGACCAGCCAGCGCAGCUUCUGCUCAUCAAGCGCAAGUUCCCGCCCUUUAAGGAUUGCUGGGCCCUGCCCGGCGGCUUUGUGGACGAGGGCGAGUCGCUUGACUCCGCCGCGGGUCGCGAGCUGCAGGAGGAGACCUCGGUGGACCCGGCCCAGGUGGCGCUCACGCAGGUCGGCGCGUUCGGGGACCCGGGGCGCGACCCGCGCGGCUGGACGGUCACGGUGGCGUAUGCGGCGCUGGUGCCGUCCACGCAGCUGGGAGUGAAGGCGGCGGACGACGCCAAGGACGCCCGGUGGUUCCCGGUUGGCUCGCUGCCGCCGCUUGCCUUCGACCACAAGCUGGUGGUGCGGUCCGCGCUGAGGCACCUCGCGGCAAGCAGGGAGGCGCAGGAGGCGGCCGGCCUGCCCGCGAGUCUGGAGGAGGCUGCGACCAAGCUGGACGGGCCUUGGCGGACGGAGGCCUAAGCCCUCGGGUGUGCGACGACAUCAGCUGCAUGUCGCUCGAACCAAGGCCGGCGAUGUCACCCACGCACGCCAGGCAGGGCGUAGGGGAGCAGCGUUGGGGGCGGCAGGGUGGACGCAUGCGGUGGCUGGCUUUGCCGCUCGCAGGGGCGCAUUCGGGCUACACACGGGCGUCCUGCUGCACUCCUGCCCGCCCGGUGGUGCCUGCAGGCUGCAGCGCCUCGGGCUGGUUUGACGUGGCGAGUGGUGUUUGGGUUUGGCGCCGGGGUGUAGAUAGAGGGUGCAUGGAGGUUGGGCGAGCGCAGGUUUAGGAGUCCUGUAGGAGUGCCGGUGCGCGCAGCGGUGCGGAAUCCUAACGUGUUUGAGGCAGCGAUGCGUACCGGUCCGGUACAUCGUCCGACAGAGGACGAAUGGAGGACUGUCCGUGCGGUGACAGCCCCCUUUGCGUGCGGUUGAGGGUGCGUGCGGUUGAGGGAUGUGGCAUGUAGCAUGUUGCGCAAGCGGGAAUUCUGUCGUACGAUGGCGCAUGGCAACCUGUAUCCGUACCGGUAUGGAGCACAAUGCUGCUUGGAGCUGCGGGUCCCUGUAGGUGAAGUCUUCUGCUGUGUCCUGGCGCAGGAAGGUGUACUGGCUGGGGGCUGCUGUGGGGCGCUUUGGUGGCGUGAGAAGAGGGCAGGUUACAGCUGGCAGGGCUGCGGUGCCGAGGAGUGCUUUGGCAGGGCUGCCGGAGGAUAGGACGUGUGGUGAGGCACCCUGGAUGGAUGCAAGUACCUUUGCCACGAGGCCGAUGCCUUGUCGACGGACGUAUUUAUCGGGUAAGACACCGUAUGCGGAGGCCUGGCCAUCCCCACCAUGGCUAGGACCAUAACCCAAUUGCCACAGAGGAAGUUGCGCGGCCGGUUGGGACCACGUGGCUGCACUCAUGCAUCCUUCAGCCGAAGACCCAUCUUGGGCCGGCCUUAUAACAGGUGUUGCCAGAUCAUGUGUUAUCGCAAGGACUGAAGCAGCGCGUAAUGCAUCCACGCAACCAGUGCGGUUGAAUGACAGUUCGGUUACGGAGCAGAGGAAAAGCCAAACGUAAGUUAGAAACCCUUUACUGGAAAUGGUGAUGUGCGUUCCUCUUAAACUACCUUCGAUGUAUGGAGUAUAACGAGACGGAAGACUAUUGACGGGCGGGACUUCAACAGGCAGCAGGGCCCCACUGGGGCACGCCAUUUUUGGCAAACUCCUUGACACUACAUUACAACAAUGAUAGACGAGCGCGUUAUGCGCGCCCUGCUCCUUACGGGGCUUGGAGCAGCGGGAACCGCACUGGGCGGGCUAAUGGUCGUCGCGCAGCCAAAGAUGCAAUUUAAGCGACUUGGGUUAUUACAGGGCCUUGCCGCGGGCCUCAUGCUGUGCAUCUCCAUGUUGGACCUCAUGCCCGCCGCCGUGGAGGAGGUAGGUUUCGGAGCCGCCAACUGCUGGUUCUUCGCUGGCGUGGCGUUCUUCGCGGCUGUCGUACACUUCAUUCCCGAGCCCUCCUCCGAGGGGCUGGUGCUGGAUGAGGCGGGUGACGAGGGCGGCAGCGGCGGGGAGCAGGGGGGCAAGGGGAGCAAGGGGGGCAAGGGAGGAGCGGCGGCGGGGCCAGCAGCGGAUGCGGCAGCGGCGGCUAAGAAGCAGGAGGGGGCGGUGCGGUCGCCGGGGAAGAAGGCGGUCAAGCGCCCUGGCAAGUCCGACACCGACACCUCGGACGCCCCGCCCGCCUCCUCCCCCGCCCUCACCACCCCCUCCCCCAACACCACCCCCUCCUCCACCUCCGCCGCCCUCACCUCCCGACGCGAGGCCAAGCGCCGCGUGCUGCUCUCCGGCCUCAUCACCGCAAUCGGCAUCGCGCUGCACAACUUCCCCGAGGGGGUGGCCGUGUUCCUGGCCUCCAUGAAAUCUAAUGCAGUGGGCGCCUCCCUGGCCUUCGCCAUCGCCCUACAUAACGUACCCGAGGGCGUCGCCGUCGCGCUGCCCGUCUACUUCGCAACGGGCAGUCGCUGGCGCGGUUUCCUGUACGCCGCUGUGUCGGGGCUAGCGGAGCCGCUGGCGGUGGUGGUUCUGGCGCUGUGCUGUCCCAUGGGUCACUUGGACCGGCAGCUGGUGGAGAAGCUGUUGGCUGCGGUGGGCGGCAUCAUGGCGUGGCUGGCGCUGAGUGAGCUGAUGCCGCUGGCUUCGGAGCACGCGGGGCGGCAGGCGGCGGUGGCGGCGCUGUUUGUGGGCAUGGCGGUGAUGUCGGGCAACCUGUAUGUGCUGGAUUACUGGCUGGGACAUGGGCAUGGGGGUGGGGAGGGGGAGGCGCAUGGGCAUGGGCAUGCGCACUGAGGGGUACAGAGGAGGGUAUGAUCAUACGAAGCACUGGCGUGUCCCAGUCCUGUGGCCCGAUUCAUGCACUGAGGGGGAUCAAAGACCAUAGGGGGAAAAAAAGAAAUUCCAAAGUGUGGUGUGAUAAUGAUACCCAUAGGGGGGGGGUACAGAAGGAGAGUACCCAAUGCGUUGAACGUGUUGAAAUGGGGGGGUGGAUGGAGGCUACCGGUAUGUGUGAUGCGCAGGUGGCGGCCGGGAAUGCGUGAUGGGCUCAGAUGGGCUGCUGGUUUCUUUCUCGGGAGUAGGGGAUUGCAAUGGGAGGAAUGGAAGGUUGGGGCAGGGCGCAAGGGCAGCAGUGCGUGGGAGUACCGAUGCGAGCUAGGCAGCGAGGUGCGAGUGCGCUGUGCGCGGACCUGACGGUUGACCUUUGGGGGCAGGCGGAGGAGGGCAACAACACGGACGGACGGACGGACGAGGUGGAGGCAAGGGGGGGUUGAUCGGCCCUCGCAGCGUGCGUGCUGCUGGCUGUACUGUCGCUGCUGGACGUGGGCGGCAAGGGGCUGUGGUUGGCGGCUUAGCGCGCGAUUUGAGUUCCCGUAAUCGGUGGGACUGCCCAGCCCAUGCAUGAAUAAUCGCCGGGUGCUUGCUAGGCAUGCUGAGCGGUUGGGCUUUAUUUACGGCUCUUGCAUUUCAGGUAGUGGCUUGCCGCCUAUGGCGGCAUUUGUGGAGGCAAGGUUAGCGUGGCAGCACGGGUAAAGAUGCGGCAUAAGGAGGCUGCGAUGGAAGGAAGGGUGACUGGUCGAGGUUUUCCCCAUUGUUCCUGUACCACGGAUCCCCCGCCGCCAAGUGUAGGCAAC